This is a messenger RNA of Ramularia collo-cygni, 1419 nucleotides long. RefSeq lists its product as uncharacterized. The transcript has 3 exons. Bases 1 to 1419 code for a protein of 472 amino acids. Gene Ontology annotation, molecular function: zinc ion binding; DNA binding; DNA-binding transcription factor activity, RNA polymerase II-specific. Gene Ontology annotation, biological process: regulation of DNA-templated transcription; aflatoxin biosynthetic process. Gene Ontology annotation, cellular component: nucleus. Lineage: Eukaryota; Fungi; Ascomycota; Dothideomycetes; Mycosphaerellales; Mycosphaerellaceae. The record is from RefSeq and is a predicted model, not a curated record.
AUGACUAGUACGCAUAAAAGUAGCCAAUCUCGAAUAGCUGGAUCGAAAAGACUACGUAAGAGCUGCGAUACUUGCUCCCAAUCGAAGGUAGGCUGCGAUAAAGUCAAACCAGUAUGUGAGCGCUGCGCAGAACGCCGCCUUGAAUGCAGUUACUCUGUAGCUCGUCGCCCAGGCCGAGUGUCACAGCGUCAUCAAAAAGACAGUCAGGGUAGCAUUGCCAGGAGCCGUGAUGAGGAUAGCCUGGCCUCAGGUCAUGAGUCCCGUCCAUUGUCAAGAUCUCGUCCUUUAUCAGCAUCUUCCAAGUCCCCUGGAAGCGAUAUGGGAAGAAAGGAGAGUCCAUGGAAGCCCUCUGAAACAUGCAUCAACCUCGAACCUGUGGCUCACACGCCUGAUCCAGCAUUGAUCAACCUUCAUCCAACGAAUGAAAACAUGUCAUUUGACGAUCUCUACGCUUCAAUGGUUGAAAAUGGGCUCUUCGGGACUGGGGCCCCAUCUCCUAAUAUCUCGCAAGACAUAAACACUGCAUAUGACAGUAAUGGCAAUCAAAGUGCCACGACUGCCUUGGACUGGACGACAGAUUUGUUCGGAUUUGAUGAAAUCUCAAUGAACUACGAUACACUCCCCAUGCUGGACUUUGUCAAUUCUCCGAAAGAGCUCUCGAUUUUUGAGCCUUCCAAUACGUUCUCAGUGGAAAUCGACAGUCGUUCCCAAACCCACAGCCCAGCGCACCAGAGCAAAUUACCAAUUUCCAGUCAGGUCCAGAAAGCAUCGAAAUGCUCCUGUUUGGAAACUUCUGCACUAUUGCUACAACGACGAUCAGCACCAGAGGGGGAUGGUUCUCGAAAGGACAUCGUCGAAUCGAUACUGGAGUCCAACUGCUCUCUGAUUGAACAGACCGAGAACAUGCUCCAGUGCACAUGUGCGGGCGACGAUUCCGUGCUGGUGAUGAUCUUCAUGAUUACCUUUAAGAUCCUUGGCUCCUACGCGAGAGCUUUUGCCGCUCUCGACAGUCCUCCACGAACACCUUGUAUUCGCCCGAGAGUCGUCGCUGAAGGGGGCUUCUCGCAGUGGUCACGGGAGAAUGUUGCGCUAAUUGAGGAGAACUCUGAGCUUCGCUCUAGCACGCAAAGGAUUUUGAGUGAGCUGCAUAAAGUGCAAGGGCUCAUCAACAGAGCGUCACAUGGUUACCGCGAGCAACGACGCUCGUCAUCGUCUUUAUCGUCAUCGUCCUCAUCAACGCUUUCGUCGUUGGCAUCGUUAGCAGUCCGGACCCCUUCCAUCACCACAGAAGUGGAAGUACCAGAGUCUGACGACAAUCUCAAAUUGCCGGACGCUCUACUAGAUCAAUUGGAGUUGGACUUGCGUAAGCGGCUACGAGCGCUCUCUACGAGUGUUAUAGAGAAAUUACGUUGUUUCUGA